AGUGAGUCUGUUGCGUCUUUCACAAAAACAGGAAGUGUUCCGAGGUGGCCACUGACUGCACUGGCUGGUAUUGAUCUCUGCGUCUUUAGUGUUUUAAAAGGGAUUGUUCCCCUCGUGUAGAUGUACGACCAGAGCAGAGACAGCAACCGAUCAUUUUAUUUAUUACAAUUUUGAUUGCGCUAUGUACAUACGUUUGUGCUGCGUAAGUUACGUGACUCUAAAGUUUAGCUAGCAAACGAGCUAACAUGAGUCGUGUAUAAUCGGGAGAGCUCGGAGCCAGAGUGUUGUGUCCAUUUGUCUUGAUGUGCUUUCGGCCCUGCUAGCCGAAGGGUACCGAGGCCUGCCGACAUGGAGGAGCGGAAGCUGAAGAGAAAGAGCACCAGGACCCCCGCCGCGGCGACAGCGACAUCCACGCCACCCACGGGCGGUUCUGGCCGGAAAAACAGCACUUCCACCGGGGCGAAGCAUGGAGGCUUCAGCCACGGAAUGGGGCAGCAUUCCAACCAGAGGAGCAAGAAUAGAAGGGGAGUUCGAGACAAACCAAAAUAUCAGCCAGGUUCGGGCGUCCGCCCUACCCCGAACCAGAACCAGGCUGCCCCCAGCAUCCAACACUCGUUCCUGACUGAUGUCUCUGACGUGCAGGAGAUGGAGAAUGGGCUCCUCAGCCUCCUCAAUGAUUUCCAUUCGGGGAAACUCCAAGCUUUCGGUAACGAGUGCUCCAUUGGGCAGAUGGAGCAUGUGCGGGAGAUGCAGGAAAAGCUGGCUCGCUUGCACUUUGACCUCUAUGGCGAAGCGGAUGAGAUGCCAGAGGACCAGAGGAAAACAGCCCGAGACACCAACAUGGAUAAGUUGCUGUUGAACCUGGAGGAGCUCAGUUCUUCCAUGUAUCCUUCUCUGACCUCACCUGAGAGACAAAACGCUUUUGUUCCGUUCAAGGGAAAGACCUGUGCUUGUUUUCUACUUUAACUUGCUUUUCCAGCCAGAAACUAAACUUGACCGACUGCCAAGAGACCCCCAGGCCCGCCAGCAUGUGACUGCCCCCCCCCCCCCCCCCCACUACCGGCUAUUUGUCGGCGAGAUGCAAAAGCAAAUUCCGAUGCGGAUGACGCCAACCUUACCUUACUAAACAUCCACAUGCCAGUAGUUUAGUCACUAAUACGCUUCUUUACCAUCCUGUCUUGACUGAUCACCAGCACGGCAUCUCGUAGGGGGGGCUCUACAGCACCCAGAGUGAUAUAAUGACUCCACGACAGAUGCACAGCACUCUGUUGCACUUUAUAUUCGUAUUACUUCUUCUAACUUCCAGGCCAAUCAGUGUGUAAUUGAACUAAUUUGUUAAAUUUUAUUGUUGCAGAGCCAAAAAAAGUUGACUUCAUGACUAUGCCUUAUCAAAAUCAUUUUUUGUAAUAAUUCUGUUGCACUUGUGACUUCUGUGAUUGUAGGUCUCAGGCAUCAUUUGGCUGGGAUUCUUUUUACAUAAUGAAAGGUUUAAGCAUGCAUGAUGAUUUUAUUUUUGAUUGAUUUGCCAAUAAAAAUGUGGAUAACUUGG
This is a messenger RNA of Doryrhamphus excisus (bluestripe pipefish), 1549 nucleotides long. RefSeq names its product coiled-coil domain containing 28A (gene ccdc28a). The record is from RefSeq and is a predicted model, not a curated record. Lineage: Eukaryota; Metazoa; Chordata; Actinopteri; Syngnathiformes; Syngnathidae.